AUGGCUGCAGUAUGGGAAAUGGCCAAAUUUUUUAACAUAUUUACUCUGCUAUUAUGCAUUAUUGUAUUAGCAAAAGCUAAAGUGGAUGAAUCCCAACAACCUGUUGUUAUACGUUUAGAACCACAACCAAAAAGACCAAAUUUUAUGAAAGAAGUUGAACCACCACGAGCUAUUCAUCCACCAUCUCAAAAAUUACAUUCAGCUCAAACUAUGAAUCUUGAAUCUCCUUCAACUUCAUCAUCAUCAUUACCAACACUUCCACCAAUUCCAGCUGCUGCUGUUGCUCCAACACAACCAAAUGUUUUUGGAGCAUUACCACCAGCUCCACCAUCUGUUCAACAACCAAUAUUUAAUAUUCCAGGAUCUCCAGGAAAUUCCAAUUUCACACCAAGAGAAAUUGUAACUCCACCACCACCUCCACCAGUUCAAAUACCAACUGAUGUUCAAAAUCAAUUAAUUAAAUUCUUUGGUUUAGAUUCAUUUGGUAUACCUGGAUUAACUGGUAAUCAUCCAAAUGGUUUUGCUGGUGCUGUUCAAGAACUUCGUGCAGCUGGUAUUCCAGUUCAAGCAUUACCUGCUGAACAUGUUCCAGGAGCACCACCACCAUCAACACCACAAUCAGAUGUUUUAUCAGAAGCUAAUCCAAAUUUUGCUAAUCAACUUAAUCAAUUAAUGAAUGAAGUUAAAGGAGGAUCAUCAUAUCAUGGAACAGGUAAUGUUCCACUUCCUGAACCAACACCAGGUGAAAACGGGUUAAUUGGACUUUUGUCAACUUCUAUUAGAAAACUUGUUAAAGAAUCAGGUGUUGCUGAUGCUCUUGCUCAAGGUAUUCCAUCUGUUUUAGGUACCAGUUCAACAAAUACUGGAACAGGUGAAAUUUCAGCAGAUCAUGAUUCUGAUCCAAGUAGUGUUGCUUCUGUUUCUCAUGAUAUUCGUAGACAACAAUCACCAACAGAACGUGCACUUUCUGGAAUUGCUUCAGCUCUUGGUGGUGGUGGUCCAAAUUCACCAACACAUGCUGGUUUACCAAGAAUUCCAGGAAUUCCAUUAUUACCAGGCGGUAUUCCAAGAAAUGCUCAAGGACAAAUUGAUGUUGUUAAUUUAAUUGGUUCUAUUACAAGACGUGUCUCAAAUGGUACAACACUUGCUGAUGUCAUUCCACCAGAACAACUUCAAACACUUGCUGAUAAUGUUACUGAUGCACUUCUUCCAGCAACACCAGAAGAAUUUGAUAUGGGUAAAUUUAUGGGACGUUGGUUUGAAGGAAUUAAUUCUCCACGUGCUACUGAACAACGUUGUGUUGUUCAUCAUUAUGGUGGUCUUACUAAAAAUGAUAAAACUGCAACAUUUACAGCUCUUAAAAUUUAUCGUGAAGGAUCAGAAUUUGGACCAGUACGUUAUUCUAUUGGAUAUGCAUUCCGUGGUGGAAAUAAAAAUGCUAUGCUUCAAUUACACUCUUCAGAGUCAUCUGAUGCACAACCAUUUUGGAUUUAUAAAUUAGGACCAGAAGGAAAAGAUCCAUUUGAUAAUCCACAAUAUGAAUAUGCUAUUGUAUCUAAUUGGGUUAAAUAUCCUGUUACAGUUUUAGUACGUGAUCCAGAUACAUUUAAAAAGAAGUAUGAAGUUGAAGUUCUUAGAUGGUUAGAGGAUCAAGGAUUUAUAAAUGGAUUUGUUCGUGCAUUUAAUCUUCUUCAACCUGCUUCAUAUAGUUCCUGUCAAUAUGCUGACAGUACCUUUGAAGUAUUUGGCAAAUGA
This is a messenger RNA of Strongyloides ratti, 1755 nucleotides long. RefSeq names its product Calycin-like domain and Calycin domain-containing protein. The record is from RefSeq and is a predicted model, not a curated record. The transcript has 2 exons. Bases 1 to 1755 code for a protein of 584 amino acids. Lineage: Eukaryota; Metazoa; Nematoda; Chromadorea; Rhabditida; Strongyloididae.